Drosophila eugracilis is the source of this 2222-nucleotide messenger RNA. RefSeq names its product protein Mo25 (gene Mo25). NCBI's taxonomy places the organism in Eukaryota, Metazoa, Arthropoda, Insecta, Diptera, Drosophilidae. The coding region runs from base 316 to 1335 and encodes 339 amino acids. The record is from RefSeq and is a predicted model, not a curated record. Gene Ontology annotation, biological process: intracellular signal transduction. The transcript has a single exon. Gene Ontology annotation, molecular function: protein serine/threonine kinase activator activity.
UAGAACUCCUAUCGUUAAUCGAUAUCAGGAGAGGAGAUGCCAUUUGUCCGAGGCCUAUCGGGAGAAAAAAAAAAUAAUAUAUAAUAAUAGAAUAUUCCACCGUGAUAAUAUUGCCAAGCAUUGUUUUCCGCGUCUUUGCCGUCGGUAAUUGGGCAACUGCCAGAACGACCAGAAAGCCAACACUUGAAGAUCCCCGAAUAGCAGGAUAAUCGGCAGAAGAUACGAGACAGGCCAACCACAACGACAACCACAUCCGCAGCCAAAUCCCAAUCCACAUCUAAUUUCAAGUAAAAACACAGCGAAGAAUUCAUCGGAAUGCCAUUGUUCGGGAAAUCCCAGAAGUCACCAGUGGAGCUGGUCAAGUCGCUAAAGGAGGCGAUUAACGCCCUGGAGGCGGGCGACCGCAAGGUUGAGAAGGCGCAAGAGGACGUCAGCAAGAACCUAGUAUCGAUCAAGAACAUGCUAUACGGAAGCAGUGAUGCCGAGCCGCCAGCGGACUAUGUGGUGGCCCAGCUGUCGCAGGAGCUGUACAACAGCAACCUGCUGCUUCUGCUCAUCCAAAACCUGCACCGCAUCGACUUCGAGGGUAAGAAGCAUGUGGCCCUGAUAUUCAACAAUGUGCUGCGACGCCAAAUAGGCACCCGUUCGCCCACCGUAGAGUAUAUAUGCACGAAGCCGGAGAUCCUGUUCACUCUGAUGGGCGGUUACGAGGAUGCGCAUCCAGAGAUCGCCCUGAACUCUGGCACCAUGUUGAGGGAGUGCGCUCGUUACGAGGCCCUGGCCAAGAUUAUGCUGCACUCCGAUGAUUUCUUCAAGUUCUUCCGCUACGUGGAGGUGUCAACCUUCGACAUUGCCAGCGAUGCCUUCUCUACGUUCAAGGAACUGCUCACGCGCCACAAGCUGCUGUGCGCCGAGUUUCUGGACGCUAACUACGACAAGUUCUUUUCGCAGCACUACCAGCGGCUGCUCAACUCAGAAAACUAUGUAACGCGGCGUCAGAGCUUGAAGCUGCUUGGUGAACUGCUGCUGGACCGGCACAACUUCACCGUGAUGACGCGCUACAUCUCCGAGCCCGAAAACCUCAAAUUGAUGAUGAACAUGCUCAAGGAGAAGUCACGUAACAUCCAGUUCGAGGCGUUUCACGUCUUCAAGGUGUUUGUGGCGAACCCCAACAAGCCGAAGCCUAUCCUGGACAUCCUGCUGCGCAACCAGACAAAGCUUGUCGACUUUCUGACUAACUUCCACACGGACCGCUCCGAAGACGAGCAGUUUAACGACGAGAAGGCCUAUCUGAUCAAGCAGAUAAAGGAGCUGAAGCCGCUGCCUGAGGCUUAGUUGGGCCUGGACUUCGGCUCCAACUCCAGCUUCAGCGUCCCGGGGGCAACACAACCGUCGCCAGAAGCGAUAGAUAUGGAAGCAGAGCGAGCGAUGGUGGGUUAACAGGAUGUGAACAUGUUUUGUGUGUGGGUUAAAGCAAAUAUAUAUUAUAUAUACUAUAUUUUGUGACGAUGAUGACUCUACACUUGUGAGUAACUAAACAAUAAUUUAGACAACAACACUGAUGAUAAUGAUAAAUAGCGAUAAAGCGAAUUAGAAAACAACAAAAAGUACGAGUAAAUAGCGUAAAGCCGAAAAAACACGAAAGAGAGUUUCGAAUUUAACAUAGCCACAUUUAGACAUUCUGGGCCUAGAGAUCCACUAUCUUACUAUACAUACAUACAUAUAUGUUUUACCAUCCGUCUGUCCUCCGCUAAUCCCUCUUCUAGACCCAAUUUCAAUAUCUUUUUAAAUAGUUGUUGUAUUUGAAAUUUGAGCGUUUUUGAAACGAGAAAUCCCUUUACCCCCAGGACCUGCCACGCGACCUGUGCGCCCUCCCCUCCCAAAAAAAGAAAAAACUGAAGAUUCACAAUGAGUUUUGACUUAAAAAUGUAAUUCCACGCAAAAUUCAUAAAAAAAUCUAAAACUAAUUACUGCAUAAUAAUAAUUCAUAGUGAUAAUUGUCUGUGCGUCCUUUGGCAUGGACUCUAUUAUAUAUAUGUAUACCGAUAUAUAUAGAAUGAGCGAGAGAGAGAGCAUUAAACACACACACUACACACAUGCAUACGUACAUAGUUAAAAGGGAAGUAAAACAAACAAAAAAAAUAAACAUUGCAAGCAACAUAAUAACUAUAUGAUUAUUAUAAUUUAUAUUAUUCCCAAAUUAAAGAUAACAGCCAAACUAA